This is a messenger RNA of Nelumbo nucifera (sacred lotus), 2278 nucleotides long. It is a transcript of the gene GAF1, whose product is annotated as Polymerase/histidinol phosphatase-like protein. Gene Ontology annotation, cellular component: nucleolar ribonuclease P complex. The record is from RefSeq and is a predicted model, not a curated record. Gene Ontology annotation, biological process: tRNA processing. Lineage: Eukaryota; Viridiplantae; Streptophyta; Magnoliopsida; Proteales; Nelumbonaceae. Gene Ontology annotation, molecular function: RNA binding.
AAACCCAUAAGCGUAAAAAGUCUGUGCUGCCGCCUAGCUCUAGUUCGCGCGGGUCUCUGCAGUUGGUGAGGUAACAAGUGAAGAGAAAGAGGAAUGGGGUUCUUCGACCUCAACGUGCCUUACCUGGAGGGAGGAGGAUCAGAAAAACAUGUACCCAAUAAGAGCAGCAAGAAGGACACGAGACUAAAGAUUGUAGUGAAGGCAAUGGAACUCGGCUACACUGGAGUCGCUUUUAAUCGUUCCAUCAAAGGCGUCAUGUCCGAUUCCGAUCGAUGCACCAUCUCUCUCUUUCCUCUCUCUUCUCUUCUCAAAGUGGCCCCCUCUCUCUCCACCUCCGUUAAGUUUCACAGAGAGCUCUUGGGACUUCCUUCAUCCUCUCCCUUUCGUCAGUAUACUCGUUUGACGGUCAUUGUCGACAGCUCUCUUCAGAUUCGCGCCUUGAAUUCCGGAAAUCCUGUGCUCAAGACUUACGAUUUGGUUGCUGUUCGCCCUCUGAAUCAGGUUACGUUUGAAGAAGCCUGCAAGGUUUCUGAGGUAGAUUUGAUUGCAAUAGAUUUCUCUCAGAACCUACCAUUUCGUUUGAAGCUACCCAUGGUCAAAGCAGCAAUAGAGCGCGGGAUAUAUUUCGAGAUUACCUACUCUCCCCUUAUCUCUGACAUUCAAGCUAGGAGGCAAAUGAUUUCAAAUGCAAAGUUGCUGGUGGACUGGACACGAGGGAAAAAUCUCAUUUUCUCAAGUGCUGUCCCUACCGUAAAUGAACUUAGAGGGCCAUAUGACGUUGCAAAUUUAUCAUCAUUGUUUGGCCUUUCUAUGGAACGAGCUAAAGCAGCUAUUUCCAAGAACUGCAGGACCCUGAUAGCUGGUUCUUUGAAGAAGAAGAAAUAUUUCAAGGAGGCCAUAAAAAUUGAAAAAAUUUCAUCUGGGGAACAGAUGAAGUCGGAGCCUUGGUUUGUGGAAUGUCAUAAUUGGGAUCAAAUUUCUAGUGGUGAUGGUGAUCUUCUGUUAGAUGAUAUUUCCAAGAUGUUCUCUUCAUCUGCUGAAGACCCCAAGAUUUUAAAAGCCAUUGAUUUUACUUCAAUCUCAGAAGGAACACUGUUAAACAAUAUGCAAUUAAUGGAUUCAGUGUAUGGCACUGGAGCUGAAUUGCAGGCACCAGAUAAUACUUCAGACCUGUUACAUGCAGCCAAGAAUCCUGAGGGAUUAGCUGCUGUUGUUAAAGUGUCCAAUCAAUCAAAUUGCAUCAAUGAAGUUCCUAAUGAAAAUUGGACAUCUCCGUUAAAGCAUCAAACCUCUGGUUCUGAAGGUUUUCUGGAGCCUGUGACACCAAAUGAUACAUCAGCAGUUUUCAUUGGUUCCCAGAAAGAGACUCCUAAACCAUGGGAUGGGGAGCUUAGGAGUUCAAAUAGGUGUGACCCCAUUUUGGCUACAGUUGGAACAGAACUGCAUGAUAUAGCGUCCAGAGAUCUCAUGACUACCUCUGAAAAUCCUGCAUUUCCAGGUGAUACCACUAUAGUUCCUGCUUCUGAUGCAUGCAAUGAGCCUAUGGAGUCUGGUAUGUUGGAUGUGGUUUCACCAUCAAAGUGUAUUUCUCCUAUUGAAGGCGAUCUGGUAUCAUCGGUUGAUACUCUGGAACACUCUACUCCAUCCAUGGACAUUGGGUGUUUGCAAAAAAAUGUUGAUGCAGUUUCAGGUGUCCAGGAUAUUAGAAUGAAGUCAGUCAUAGCUGAGAGAGUAGACCAGGAGCAAAGAGACUUUCAUUUGAGUGUAUCUAAUGUGCCUUUGCAAGAUGGUUUUGCAAAAGCAGAAGGGAUUGAGGAGCAUGGAGAUGGUGUAGUUCCUCUUAUAGGUGAGAUGCAGUUCCCAGAAUCUUAUGAUGAGAUGAAAGGAGAUGCAGACUUGAUCUUAGACGAUGAGCCACUAAAGGAGGUUUUAAUUGAAACAGAAGAGCAAAAAGGAGUUAACUGUCAAAAGACUCAAAACAACACCAUGACAUUGGACAAGUCUAAAUUGGGUAAAAGUAGAUUACGAAGGAUAAGUUAUAGGCCUUCGCCAUUUCCUUUCAAGUGUUUGUUGAAACAUGUUCUAUUCAAGAAAUCUCGAAAAAUAAAAAACAGGAUAAGAAUCCCCUCUCAUAUUUGUUAAUUUCUUAUUUUUAUCUGCAGUAGUAAAGAGUAGCUGUUGAUGUAUUUCUUUACCUAGCUAAUUUUUAUGUGUAGCAGUUAUAUUUUUUUUUAUAAGUGAUAUCAUUUGAUUAAUGCCUAAAUUUGGUAAGAGAAAA